Messenger RNA from Fusarium poae, 270 nucleotides. RefSeq lists its product as uncharacterized. The record is from RefSeq and is a predicted model, not a curated record. The coding region runs from base 1 to 270 and encodes 89 amino acids. NCBI's taxonomy places the organism in Eukaryota, Fungi, Ascomycota, Sordariomycetes, Hypocreales, Nectriaceae. The transcript has 2 exons.
AUGUAUGCUAACUACAGUCCUGAAUCUCAUUCAAACACUAAGUUUGCAUACUGGAGCAAGCUUCUCCGCACAUUCGGCCAAAUUCAAUUCCAUUAUGCGGCGCAAGCAUAUCCAAGCCAGAUGUUGGCCGCCUCGCCCCAGAUGGUCUACCUGAAAUUUGCGGGCCGGCAACCUUCACUACACUACACGGAGGAUUCUUCUCUCAGAAUCAACAUGCCCCGGUCAGACAUCAGGGCUCAGGAUUGGCCAUCAUUAGGCCAGCUUGAUUGA